Messenger RNA from Anguilla rostrata (American eel), 2170 nucleotides. RefSeq names its product ras-related protein Rab-9A-like. Gene Ontology annotation, biological process: retrograde transport, endosome to Golgi; Rab protein signal transduction. Bases 225 to 830 code for a protein of 201 amino acids. Lineage: Eukaryota; Metazoa; Chordata; Actinopteri; Anguilliformes; Anguillidae. The record is from RefSeq and is a predicted model, not a curated record. The transcript is spliced from 3 exons. Gene Ontology annotation, molecular function: GTP binding; GTPase activity. Gene Ontology annotation, cellular component: late endosome; lysosome; phagocytic vesicle.
GGGACUUUGUGCCGACAGUCACAUGAGAGUCAGCGGCGAAUUGGACUCGCCUAACAACAGCGCAAUGAAGAACCGCAAUGAAAUGCAGGAACUUAACAAGAUAAAGGCGUUAAAUAGCGGCAGCGUCAACAAAACUAUACUGUCAUAGUAUCUCAAUAAUCAACAAAAGGUAAUGAACAAUGUUUUACAGAGAACAAUAGAGGUCGCGCCCGGGAAGAGCAGCCAUGACGGCCAAGUCGUCCCUGCUGAAGGUGAUCCUGCUGGGGGAUGGCGGGGUGGGCAAGAGCUCCCUCAUGAACCGCUACGUGGCCAACAAGUUUGACUCGCACCUCUUCCACACCAUCGGCGUGGAGUUCCUCAACAAGGACCUGGAGGUGGAGGGCCGGCCCGUGACCAUGCAGAUCUGGGAUACGGCGGGCCAGGAGCGCUUCCGCAGCCUCAGGACGCCCUUCUACCGGGGCUCCGACUGCUGCCUGCUCACCUUCAGUGUGGACGACAGCCAGAGCUUCGCCAACCUGGCCAACUGGAAGAAGGAGUUUGCGUACUACGCCGACGUCAAGGAGCCCGACAGCUUCCCCUUCGUGGUGCUGGGCAACAAGCUGGACGUGACCGAGCGGCAGGUGGCCACCGAGGACGCCCGGCGCUGGUGCCGGGAGAACGGGGACCAUCCCUACUACGAGACCAGCGCCAGGGACGCCACCAACGUGGCGCUAGCCUUCGAGGAGGCGGCGCGCCGCGUGCUCGCUGCCGACGACCGGGCCGAGCACCUCGUCACCACGGACACGGUCGAUCUGCACAGGAAGCCGCGCGCUGGCGCCACCUGCUGCUGAAGCCUGCUGUAGGCUAACUAGCUAGAGAACUUCCGACGAAUGGAAGUAAAUUAACAAGCAUCAUCACUACUGAUGACUGAAGGAUUAAAAUGAUGAUUAAUGUAGUAUCAACCUAUUAUUAAGACUUAACCUCUAAGAAGGGCUAAAUUGGAUUAAAAAUCCAUUUAACGGGGGUUCUCCAAUUGAGUAGCCUCAUGUAGCGAGCUAUCACAACCCAGCACGAGCCAAGGGUUUAUACAUACAGGCCAGACGUCUUAAGUUUGGUGUGAUGUGUAUGAUGUCGUUGGGUGUGUGUCUUUAAAUAGGAUAUUGUGAAGGACUGAUUCUGUUAACUAUGAAACAUUUGAGUGUUCUCACACUUGCAAUAUAAAAAUUUGAUUUAAUAUUUUUUAGCAGCAAUCAGUAUGCAUAGAAUUUAAGGGGGAUGGUGUAGAUGGUGCCAAACAUAAAAUGCUGAUUUUUCAUCAUUUAUAAUAAAUAUUAUAUAUAUAUAUAUAGGCUAUAUAUACCGAAUUAAGUCCUUUACAGUAUAUUGUCUUUUCUUAGACCUCACUUGGAACACUUUCUACUAAAAGCAUUAGCUUUACUACUAAUUUCCUAUUUGUCUGAUUUUGAAGUGUAUCUAUUGUUUAGCAAUAAUAAAUGAACAUGGGUAUAAUUGCCAGCCUUGCAUUUGGUAUAUCUGUAACAAUACCUCUGCUGUGGCACAAAUGGCAAGAGAUUAUUAAAGCAGGUACACAAUGUAGCUUAUCUUGAAUUUUGGCAUCCUGUCAUUUGAAGAAUACAGGGGUUAAGCCUUUUCAGCAAAAGACAUGAACGACAUGUUGGCAAUAAACUGUCUGUGAUCUGUAUGUCCAGUUCCGCUUUUAAAGUGAUCACUAUUUGCAGGAGGCUUUUUUUUAAAAAUAACAAUUAAUUAUAUAUCAUCAAGAGGUGAUUUCAUUAUGAAUAUGGAGUGUAUGGAUAUUAAUAUUCCUCAACAUGUGCUUCUAGGCUUCCAGAUUUCAAAUAUAUAUAUAUAUAAAUGAAAAACUUUUCAUUAAAAUGUAGACAUUUAAUUUACCUUACUGAAGAAAAUUUAAAAUUCUCUUAUAAAUCCUGACACUUUAUUUCUGUUUUGUUUGGAACAAAUUGAUAAACUUUUUUGAUCCAUUUUGAUUUAUUUAUAUGUUGCUAGCUCUCAAGACUGUUAGAUGAACUGCUAUUGUAUUUAUUAAUCUGUUUACAUUUUAUCAUUCUUGAUUUAGUUCAUCUCAAUCCAUGUAGGUCUCCAUGUGUGUCAGAUUGUGAGUGAAGACAAACGGAUUUUUCAUGAAAUAAAAUCUGUCAAUGGAGCAAUA